This is a messenger RNA of Cyclopterus lumpus (lumpfish), 2751 nucleotides long. RefSeq lists its product as uncharacterized. Gene Ontology annotation, molecular function: protein binding; calcium ion binding. The record is from RefSeq and is a predicted model, not a curated record. Bases 1 to 2751 code for a protein of 916 amino acids. The transcript has 5 exons. NCBI's taxonomy places the organism in Eukaryota, Metazoa, Chordata, Actinopteri, Perciformes, Cyclopteridae.
AUGACCACUGUCGCGGAGCUCUGCCGCGGCACGCAAUGCCUCGGAGCGGAAACCGGCGAUCCGAGACCGUGCGCCGGAGCGCACUGCCCGGGGAGCAGAUCCUCCAGACCGCCGCGGCAGUUCAACCCGGCGACGCAGGGGAGAGCGGCGCACACCGUCGCCAGCCAACACCACGCGCACCCGAGCUCUCCGAGAGCGGCGGCGUCGGACGCGGCGCACCCCGCCGCCCAGCCGCCGCGCUCGCGCCACGGCGGCGAAGCGGCAGGCGGAAGCGGCAGGCGCAUGAGAGCGCCAGAAGUUGUACCUGCGGGGUGCACCGACGCGGACUGCGCCGCGCUCGUGAGACAACCCCAGCCCGCUAAUGACACCCGAGACUGCCGCGGGAUCGAGUGCAGACUGCCGCUGAGGAUACGGCCGAGAGCGCGCGCCAGGUCCUGUGCGGGAGAGGGCUGCGGUCCUGAGGAGCUUCCUCCCGUGCAUCUGUCCGACAGAGCGGCGCAGUUUCUGGGAGACUUCCCCGAGCUUGGAUAUCCGUCGUCGGAACUCGGCGGCGCGCCUUUGGGUGUCCAGCUCACGUGUGACAUCAAGCCAGGGGAGAACGAAGUUCCCUCAGAAGAUGCCCUCAUCUUGAACCUCCAGCUGGCGAAGGGGCAGGAGAAGCUGGUGGAGGCCCUGCGCGCCCAGCAGGUGGUCAUCCGCGACCUGCAGCAGAAGCUCGCCGACCAACAGGAGGCGCUGCUGUCCCAGCAGAGGGAGAUCCUGGACCAGCAGCGGCGCAUGUACGACCAGAUGGACGUGGUGAAGGCCCAGUACGGCCUCCUCUCAGACACCGUCAAGCAGGUCUCCUUCCAGGGCCUACAGGGGGAGCUGCAGAGCUACUUCGAGAGCCACCUGGCGGGUCUGCAGAGCCAGGCCCGCAGCCACCUGCAGAAGCCCUACGCCGUGCACAAGAUGGACAUCGACUCGAAGGUGAUGGAUGUGGUCGGAGAGGCUCAUUUCCCUCAACCUCUGCUGGGUUGCCCUUCACCUUGCGGGCGGGAGGAGUUCUGUGAUUUUCAGAGGGACCCACCUCAGUGUGAGAAGUGCACCAUGUGUCCACCGGGCUUCUUUCUGAUCUCACAGUGUUCUCCCACCGCGGACAGGAUGUGCCAGGACAGAGAUGAAUGCCUUGAAGUGCCAACCAUUUGUGGAGAGCGAGUGAAGUGCCUUAAUACUCCCGGGGGCUUCAGGUGUCUGGGGGUCUCUCAGAGAGAAGCCGUGAUGGGCUUGUGUGGUCGCGACUACUUCUACAACCCGGAGCUGCAGGAGUGCCAGGCCUGUUCCGACUGUGAAGGAGAGCCGGUUUCAGCUCCCUGCACGGCUCUCACCGACUCUGUCUGCGGCCAGCCUUCAGAGAGCCGACUCUCCCAGUCUUGGGGGGCCAGCGUGGGAGUCCCCCCCGCCAGGACCUCUGGCGCCCACAUCUUCCCCGGGCUUCAACUCACCAUCCGAGGCAAAGAGAGGAUCGAUCUGCUGUCCAACGAGGCCGGCCAGGUGACCUUCCUGCAGCACGGCCUCGUGUGGCUGGAUCACAACUUUGCCAUAAAGCACAGCUGCAGGAACUUCCUUCAGGUGGGGAUGAGGCUCAACGGGAGCCAGGAGGAGGAGGGUCGCGACCUCAGUGGCGUCCGCAUCGAACAGCCGGAUGGGAAAUACUUCCAGGGCGUCAGCGUCAGCAGCGGGGUCGAGGUGGAGCCCAACCACUCCUUCGCCCUGCUGCUGAAGAGCCCGAAUCAACACUGCAACCAGAGCAAGGACCUCCACCUCUACGACGUCGCCACGCCCUCCGUCAGCCUGCUGUGGUUGUCGCAUGACACCGGCGCCGUGGCGAUGACGGCUCAGAUGUCCCUGUUGACGCACUACCAGACCAGCUACCGCCCGACCUUCCGCGUGACCUCGGUGUCCGACCCGUAUGUGAUCAGUCUGACGCACGACAGCCGCGGCGUUCGCUUCACGGAGAGCGGCGUGGUGAAGUUCGUCCUCCAACAGGCGCUCUACUCCAUGGGCCACACCUGCGUCCGGGAGGGUUUCUCCCUGAUUGCCUACACCAACCGCAACGGCACCGGCCAGGAGGCGAUGCGGGCCUUCAAGACGGGCGUCAACUACAGGGACACCUCCAUCACCCUCUCCGGCGCCGUGAGCGUGGCCGGCGGCGACACGCUCAGCUUCGAGAUCACGUCUCCGUCCCAGUGCAACAUCCGCUACUUCGGGGACAGCACCGGGAUCAGCGUGCUGAGCCUCAUCUGGAUCCCGUCGGCGGUGUCGUCGGCGCUGACCGCCACCGUGUCCAGGACGGGUCUGCCCUCCGGAGCGGUCAGGAAUAAGCCGCUGUCGUUCCAGCAGACCGGCGCCGACACGCCGCAGGUUCGCUUGGCCCGCUCCGGGGAGCCGAACAGCCGGAAGAACUUUAUAUUCCACGAGAAAGGGACGGCGAGCAUAGCCCUCAACCUGAAGCUGAUACACUCUUGCAAUAUUGUGAAACUCACUUUGCAGCGGGCGGGGGGUCAGGGUGAGCAGGCGGGUCCUGUGGCUCAGCAGGUGUCUGGAUAUAUGCCUGAAGGGAGCGAGUGGGCCAGUAUCGGGCUGAGGGCCUCGUUUCCGGUCCAGAACGGUACAGCGCUCUAUGUGACUCUGGACUGCAUCCGCGGGCGAGUCAACCAGAUAACACACGAGGGCGGGACUAACAUUUCAAUCCUCUGGGUUACAGUGUGA